AUGGUGAGGAUAUGGAACCAUGCGACAAUAGGUGCGAAUUCAUUACUACGACAUCGUGACUGGGUACGUAUGGUAUCUACGAAUACGUCAAAGUCAAAGGUAGCAUUCUAUGAUCUUGUGGUGAUUGGAAGUGGCCCAUCCGCGACGCAAUGCGCACUUGAAUCAGCUAAACAGGGCAAGCGCGUGGCUAUUGUGGACAAGAAAACACGUCUAGGUGGUGUAUGUGUGCAUACUGGUACUAUCCCAUCCAAGACAUUUCGUGAAGCGGUGCUGCAUCUUUCUGGCUAUCGUCAUCAUGGUUUCUAUGGUAAGUCAUAUAGUAUGAAGACGGUCACGAUUCAGGACAUUCUGUAUCGCGUACAGCGUGUUGUGAGCUCUGAGGAGGACGUCGUUCGCGCACAGCUUAAAGCUGCCCGUGUAGAUGUUAUUCCUGGAUUCGCACGCUUCGAAAACGAGCAUGAAAUUUCAAUUGUAAAGGAGGACGAUGACAAGACAGAGACGAGUCAGCGCAGCAACGUAGACACGCUGUCCCGCAUUAAUGCCGACAAGUUCCUCAUUGGCUGUGGCACACGACCUGCUCACAAUCCGCUUGUACCUAUUGACGGAAAGGUGGUGAUCGACAGUGACCAGAUCCUCAGUCGUAACAUGCACCAAUUGCCUCGCUCGCUCAUUGUUGUGGGCGCCGGCGUUAUCGGCAUGGAGUACGCGUCCAUGAUAAAUGUGGUGCCUGGCCAUUCCGUCACGGUGGUGGAUGAACGCCCAGAUAUUUUGUCCUUUUGCGACCGCGAGAUCAUCAGUAAUCUUACGUACGAGAUGCAAAGCAAUGGCGCACGCUUUCUGCUUGGUGAGACCAUAAAAAAAGUCGAGACAACCGAUUCUCGAGUGAAAGUUUUCUUUAGCAGUGGCAAGGUGCUUAGUGCCGAUGCUCUUCUGUACACGGUUGGUCGUCAGGCGAGCACGGACGGACUGAAUUUGGAGGCAGUGGGGCUUUCGCGUAAUCAUCGUGGUCUGAUCAAUGUGAACAAGAACUAUCAGACCGACCAACCCCAUAUCUAUGCCGCAGGAGAUUGCAUCGGUGCGCCGGCGCUUGCGUCCACAAGUAUGGAACAAGGUCGCCUGGCAUCAUGCCACAUGUGGAAUCCAAACGAAGAGCUUGCCGCAACGAGUCAGUUAGAAAAUGGCAAAUACCCGUAUGGCAUCUACACGAUCCCAGAGAUUUCGAUGGUGGGUCAAACGGAGCAGUAUCUUACGAAAAGUUGCAUGAACUACGAAAUUGGUGUUGCAAAGUACUCGGAACUGGCAAAGGGCCAGAUGAUGGGUGCAAUAGCUGGUGGCACCUUGAAGAUCUUGUUUGACCCUGACACGCUCAAACUGCUUGGCGUGCACGCCAUUGGAGAAGGUGCCACGGAGAUUAUUCACAUUGGACAGGUUGCUAUGGCCAUGGACUGUACACUGACGUAUUUCCGCGAUGCUGUAUUUAACUACCCAACAUUGGCGGAGGCUUACCGCGUCGCUGCCUUGAAUGGACUGGGCCGUCUCAGUCGUGACAUCGAAGAACACUAA
Peronospora belbahrii is the source of this 1563-nucleotide messenger RNA. NCBI's taxonomy places the organism in Eukaryota, Oomycota, Peronosporomycetes, Peronosporales, Peronosporaceae. The record is from the annotation of a GenBank genome assembly.